CCUUAUAUUACUUCCUCUAUGUGGUGAACCAUGUUGUGGUCGUCUGUUUUUCAUACCAAUCUUUAACCAAUCAGCAUUCGACCCAGCAAAAACCAUUUGCAAGUUUGAGAACUAUAUCACCAUCUGGAUGAGAAACUCCUCACUCUUUGAACAGACACUCUACUCCUCACUCUUUGAACAGACACUCUACUCAUCACUCUUUGAACAAGCGACUCCACCAAAUGGACAACAAACUGUGGAUUGCAUGCUUUUGGAAAAUGGCCAUGGCUGCACUUUUGGCAGCAGCGCUAAUGGGAAAGAAUGAUGCCAAAGCUCCAAUCAAGCUAGAUAUGGCUCCAAACUCUGUUGAUGACAUGUACGCUGGAUGUGAAAGCAAGAUGGAAGCUCUAGUGAAUAGCACGUACUUGGUGAAUGAAUUAAAGAAUGACAAAGUUUUUGAAAAGGCUUGGAAGAAUGCAAGUAAAAAACACAAUACUGAGCUGUCAGAGUAUCAGAGAAGGGCUGUUUAUGUUUAUACAGAUAAAAAUACAAAUAUCUAUUCCGUCUUCAAUGAAAAGGUUCGAACCCAGAGGUCCGGUUACAAGACUGAGGCAUUCAAGUAUCAUUCACUGCACUUCUUCCUCACACGCGCCAUUAAAACUCUCAAACUUAAAAAUAAAAAGUGUCUCACUGGAUACCGCAGAACCAACCUCAGCUUCACCUACAACCCCAAAAACCCAAUGUUUCGCUUUGGGUCCUUCACCUCCAGCUCAUAUGAUAAAUACGCUAAUGAUACAUUUGGAACUAAAACGUGCUUUGAGAUAAACACCUGCUUUGGAGCCGAAAUCUCAUCGUAUUCUGCGUUUGAGUCAGAGAGAGAAAUCCUGAUUCCUCCUUAUGAGAUUUUUAAAGUCAGAAAGAGAACAGAGCCAAAGAAAUCUCUUCCAUGUGAGGUGGUCUACACAGUUGAAAGCACAGGGAAAACUCAAUCCAAUUUGAAUUGUGCUCUUGUGAAAAAAAAGUGGAACAUUUAACAGAUGUUUGCUAUUGUUAUAAAAAAAAAAAAACAUACAGAAUUGUGGCAGAUUAGUCGAUUAAUAUUUUCGAAUCUAUUUAAAAUUGGACCCACAGAUUCACUGCAAAUGUUAAAGAACAUGAUAGAUAGAUAGAUAGAUAGAUAGAUAGAUAGAUAGAUAGAUAGAUAGAUAGAUAGAUAGAUAGAUAGAUAGAUAGAUAGAUAGAUAGAUAGAUAGAUAGAUAGAUAGAUACUUUAUUCAUCUCAAUGAGAAACAGUCAUUUCAGUUGAAAUAUUUAAUUAAACCCAGUUAUUUAAAAGUAUGAAUUUUAAUUUAGAAACUGAACAGCCAGAUGUUUUUUCCACAUUUACAGACAAUUGUUUUAUCUUUUAUGCUUGUGUUAAAAUACUUUGUGAUCCGUCUAAUCUUACACCCUGGAUGUGACUUAACUUUCUGCUUUCUACAAAAGUGUACUAGCCUCACUUGUCCUCAGCUAUGCAACAGAAAAAGUCUUUGAUUGGUUCAACCUUACAAAUAAACUAGUGGUGGAAGUUCCUUUUUGUAGUAAACAUACCAAGAAAAGUAAAAAUACAUCAUUACAAGGAAAGAUUCGUCACGAAAACACUUAAUUAAAAGUAUUAUCAGCAAAGACAUAUUUCCAAUGUUGUUGGUUUUGUAUGUCGUUCACAUUAAAAUGUUGAAGUUUGCUCUAUGUGUGAGCAUGUGCACGCUGUCCAGAAGUUAAAGGGGGGAGGUUUGCUCUCUGAGGAUGUGAGAGGAAGGGGAGGUUCAGAAGACUGCGAAGACCUGGCUCUUCUGCACUUGGCGUUUCCAUCUUCUCCUUAUGUGUAACAAAUGAAUCUAUAUGUUGGAAUUAUUGUACAUAAUUUAUCCCAUAUUUACUCUGAGUGUUUAUGUAUCUAUUAACCUCCUAGUAUGCCAAUGUGCAACAGUAUAUGUCUGUAGAGUUGCUUUGCAGGAAGGGUAAGUAGGGGAACGCGAUUUCUGCUGAGUCGUCCCAGAACCAUCAGUGACAUGCAGAAAGUGCGUCCUCGCCGCAGAAAUAUGGCUGAAGACGGAGCAUAGCGUCCCGAGGACAAGGUCAAAGCGAGUAAACAUGUACCAAGAAGAUAGUGCUUGUAUCGUUUGAGAAGUUGCAGCUAUGUGCUCCCCCUCCCCAUUAGCGCUGCAACUUCUGUUGUAACCAGGGACCUCCCUAAGGAAAUAAAGAGAGGGUACAGCGAGGUACGCUUCAGAGCGGUAGGAGAUUGUAACUGAACGUAUCUCUGCCGUUCUCCUCGCGAGUAAAAAGGAACUCUUGUCCUUCUCUUCUUUGUGCAAUGUUUAUGAAUGUUUUAGGUUGUUGAACCUGACAUUUACUUGGUCCUUCGAGCCGGAUGCCAACAGGCCAGAGGAUUCCAGCAGGUGCGGUGGAAUCCAGGAAAGACCGUGGCCACGGCAGAACUCUGUUAGAGAGAGUUUUCUCAGACCCUUUCUGGGCCUGGAGAUCAGCCUGCCGGCUGGGAUCCGACAACAGUGGUGAGUGGAAUUUCACUUAAAAAGUGGCGAAUAACUGAGGGUCAUUGCGCGUAGAAAAAAAACCCUGGAAAUCCUAGGCAGUAGCAGGUACUGAAGGACGGCGGAGUCCGAGAAAUUCCGUGAAAAAGUAAAGGA
Messenger RNA from Mugil cephalus (flathead mullet), 2669 nucleotides. RefSeq names its product NAD(P)(+)--arginine ADP-ribosyltransferase 1-like. Gene Ontology annotation, molecular function: NAD+-protein-arginine ADP-ribosyltransferase activity; NAD+ poly-ADP-ribosyltransferase activity. Lineage: Eukaryota; Metazoa; Chordata; Actinopteri; Mugiliformes; Mugilidae. The record is from RefSeq and is a predicted model, not a curated record. The coding region runs from base 222 to 1013 and encodes 263 amino acids. The transcript has 3 exons.